UUCUCCCCCUUUUUUUUCUUGAUCGAUCCUCAGAAGUAGUAGAGAAAACAGAGAGAGAGAGAGAGAGAGAGAGAGAUGAGUAUGUUUGGGCGUGAUCCAUGGGGAGGACCACUGGAGAUAAAUGCAGCAGAUUCAGCUACUGACGAUGAUCGGAGCCGGAACUUGCAGGAUUUCGAUCGUGCAGCUCUAUCUUCACGAGCUCUCGAUGAAACCCAACAGAGCUGGUUAUUGGGUCCAAGUGAACAGAAGAAGAAGAAGAAGUAUGUGGAUCUAGGUUGCAUCAUCGUGAGCCGAAAGAUCUUUGUUUGGACUGUGGGAACCAUUCUCGCUGCUGGAUUUCUCGCUGGAUUAAUCAUCCUCAUCAUCAAGACUGUGCCUCACCAUCACAAGCCACACCCUCCUCCUGAUAAUUACACUCUCGCCUUGCACAAGGCUCUGAUGUUCUUCAAUGCCCAGCGAUCUGGGCCGCUGCCGAAGCAUAAUAACGUUUCAUGGAGAGGAAAUUCCUGUAUGAAAGAUGGUCUUUCUGACCCUGCCAUUCAUAGAAAUUUAGUUGGUGGAUUUUAUGAUGCCGGAGAUGCUAUCAAGUUCAACUUCCCUCAAUCUUUCAGCUUGACCAUGUUGAGUUGGAGUGUUAUUGAAUAUAGUGCAAAAUAUGAAGCUGCCGGGGAGCUCAACCACAUCAAAGAGAUUAUCAAGUGGGGAACUGAUUUCCUCCUCAAGACAUUCAAUUCUUCUGCUGACUCCAUUGACAGGAUUGCUGCACAGAUUGGCGUGGGUGAUACUUCUGGAGGGAACACUAGUCCUAACGAUCACUAUUGUUGGGAGCGCCCUGAGGACAUUGAUUACCCUCGAACUGUAUAUGAAUGCCAUAGUUGUUCAGAUCUUGCUGCUGAGAUGGCUGCUGCUUUAGCUGCUGCAUCCAUUGUAUUCAAAGACAGCAAGACCUACUCACAGAAGCUUGUCCAUGGUGCCAAAACACUGUUUAAGUUUUCAAGGGAUCAACGAGGUAGAUACAGUCCAGGAGGGUCAGAUCCUUCACAUUUCUACAAUUCCACUAAUUACUAUGAUGAAUAUGUGUGGGGUGGAGCAUGGUUGUAUUAUGCUACUGGAAAUUCUUCCUACCUUCAACUGGCUACAACAACAGGCAUAGCCAAACAUGCUGGUGCUUUCUGGGGAGGCCCAGAUUAUGGUGUGUUCAGCUGGGACAACAAGCUUGCUGGUGCUCAAGUGCUUCUGAGUAGGUUGAGGCUGUUCUUGAGUCCUGGGUAUCCAUAUGAAGAAAUGCUAAGGACAUACCACAACCAGACUAGCAUAAUCAUGUGCUCAUAUUUACCAGUUUUCACCAGCUUCAAUCGAACGAAAGGAGGUUUGAUACAAUUAAACCAUGGAAGGCCUCAGCCUCUGCAGUAUGUGGUAAAUGCAGCAUUCUUAGCUACUUUGUACAGUGAUUAUCUUGAAGCUGCAGAUACACCAGGAUGGUAUUGUGGACCUAAUUUCUUCUCAACUGAUGUUCUACGCGAGUUCGCAAAGACCCAGAUCGAUUACAUCCUUGGCAAAAAUCCUCGGAAAAUGAGCUAUCUUGUGGGCUUUGGUAGCCACUAUCCUAAACAUGUACACCACAGAGGUGCAUCAAUCCCUAAGAACAGGGUAAAGUAUAAUUGCAAGGGAGGAUGGAAAUGGAGGGACAGUAAGAAGCCAAAUCCAAAUACAAUUGUUGGAGCUAUGGUUGCUGGCCCUGACAAGCAUGAUGGGUUCCAGGAUGUCCGUACUAACUAUAAUUAUACAGAGCCAACUCUUGCCGGCAAUGCUGGUUUAGUUGCUGCUCUGGUGGCUUUGUCAGGUGAGAAGCCUGGGAUUGACAAGAACACAAUUUUUUCAGCAGUUCCUCCAAUGUUUCCGACUCCUCCCCCACCUCCGGCGCCAUGGAAGCCAUGAGGUUGUCAAUGAUCAGUUCUAACCUGUCUCUCGAAAGUCUUGUGUAAGCUAAAGCAUUUGUGACUGCAGUGCAUUGGGACUUUUUGAUUGCUUUAAAGGAAAGAAAGCUCCAAUAAUGGUAACAAUGAUGAUGCAAUACUACACCAUGGGAGUGAAUGGAAUUGCCAUUUUGCCCUUGAAGCUGCAUGUCUGUCUGUCUGUUUGGAUUUCAUUAUACACAGUAUGUAUGUAUCAUGUAUUCUUUUGAAACACUGGAGUUCCAUAAUUCUAAACUUUUGUAAGAAAAUUUCAUUUUAUGA
Messenger RNA from Telopea speciosissima, 2237 nucleotides. RefSeq names its product endoglucanase 9-like. The coding region runs from base 76 to 1938 and encodes 620 amino acids. The transcript has 6 exons. The record is from RefSeq and is a predicted model, not a curated record. NCBI's taxonomy places the organism in Eukaryota, Viridiplantae, Streptophyta, Magnoliopsida, Proteales, Proteaceae. Gene Ontology annotation, biological process: carbohydrate metabolic process. Gene Ontology annotation, molecular function: hydrolase activity, hydrolyzing O-glycosyl compounds.